Messenger RNA from Phytophthora nicotianae INRA-310, 605 nucleotides. RefSeq lists its product as hypothetical. Lineage: Eukaryota; Oomycota; Peronosporomycetes; Peronosporales; Peronosporaceae. Bases 1 to 198 code for a protein of 65 amino acids. The record is from RefSeq and is a predicted model, not a curated record. The transcript has 2 exons.
AUGGUGGAAGGAAGACGAACGGAGACGUCGCGAAUCAAUACGCAGAAUUUCAGCAGAAACACGCAUACCAAGGUUGAGGCGACACCAAAGAGGACGCCUGCAGUCAAAACCAACAGGAACAAGAAAGCUAGCGACAAUAUGCAGCCUGGUGGCGGCGGCGGCAUAACAUUCACCUCAGCUCUGCUCACCAUCGAGUGACGUGCCUUUCUUCUGCCUGCCAUAUUCAAUAGCCUCGUCAUCUCCCUACGAGAUUCGAUAUCCGAGCAAACGGCUACAUCCGGCUACCGCCACCGGACGAUCGAUGACGCGCUGAACUCGACAUCAACGAUGCAGCGAGGCGAAAUGAAGAGCUCAUCAAAACGAUAACUUCUUCCAGCAGCUACUGGCAUCCACCGCCGUAUGAGCGAGUAUCUGCCCGUUGAGAUCGAUUCACCCUGCACUUGAUCUGACGUCGUUCUCAUCGUUCAACUCCCGACAGCAUUACUUGUUUCGUAUAAAUUGUCGCAGGUGUAUCCACUGUGUGGACGGAUUAUAACGUGACGGAUAUUACUUUCAAUGUGUGAGUUAUGGCCUUCAAUAUUAAAUCUGUUCGUUACGAUCGCCAA